AAGAUGUGAAGUCCCACCAGGGCCCAGCUUGGUGGCUUUAAAGGGAAGAGAGUGUGGGGCUCCAGAAGGGACCCGACCCUUGUCCCUCCAGCACUGAUCCUAGCUGUCUCUGGACAGGUUCCUAAAUAUGGUUGGGGCUCAGAGUCCUUCUCUGCAGACACUGGCAGGUAGCGACCAAGAAAUAUCAUCUAUGUAAAGCCCCUGUCCAGGAGCUGCUCUGAAUGCCAGCUCUCUGGCAGUGUGGGAGAUAAAAUAUACAGGACAUGGUUAUUCCUUCAGUUGACCACGCAUUCCUUCGCCAGGCUUCACUACACUCUGGGCUACCCCAAGCCCUCUCCAUCCCCAUGGCGCAGUUGUACACAAAGAGAACACAACAGGAAGGGAUUAAGGGGCACAAGGCAGAGCACAGCUGCCUCACUAGCAUAGCUUCCAGGACUUCCCAUGGGCAAGAGAAGGACUGUUUGCCACUGCUCCUCAUUUACUACUGGCAGCCCUUUCCCUCCAUUCUCUCCACCCUGAUCCACUAAGGAGGGAGCCCAGAGCCUCCACACAUCGCCCUCAUUAGUGAAAAAAGCCAGCAGAGACCCACCUACCUCGGAUCACCACCACAACUCAAACAAAGCCCAGCUUCAAACUCCUAGUAGGCUAAAGAAGCAUGGACUUACCUGACAUGGUAGGAGACAUGGAGAAUGCCCAGGCUGUGUCGAGGCUUUGAAGCAACUACGGGAACCUCCUCUGGGGAGUUCUGGGGGUCUCUGUUUACUUGGGUUCCCAAGGACCCCAUAGGGGUCAAAGAUGGAAAUUCAUUCAUGGCCAAGAAACAUCAGAAACAGGUAAAUUUUGGGGUGGCCUGACUCUCCCCGGAGAAGCCUCAGUAAAGGAGCCAGGAACACACUGCCCCGCCUGCUCCUCACCGUGCUCUGGUAUCCCUCCCCAGACCUUUCCAACAGCGGGACUGGAGUUUGGCCACGGAUGCCAUUAUCUGAUGUACCUUUACCCAGAGUGUGUGUGCUAUCUUGGCAGUGGGCAGAACGCAUAGCCUGUGUUUGUAGGACGGCCAGCCUGGGAGGAGUUCUAGGAGAGAGGCGUACUGAACCAAGGCCAGAGACUACCCAGCCCUGAGAAAGACAAUACACUGGUGCUGUCCGGUAGCCACUGAGGUGGAAAGGAAGCUGCAGCAGAGGGGCACAGACACCACGGGGCCCCAUGGCUGAGAAGGCCUCAGAGAAGAGAGGACUGUGGAACAGGGCUGCUCCCCAGGAUGCCUCUCAGGGCCUCCAGGACAGCUUGUUCUCCUCCGAAAGUGACAACAGCCUAUACUUCACCUACAGUGGCCAGUCCAACACCUUGGAGGUCCAAGAUCUCAGCUACCAGGUCGAUAUGGACUCCCAGGUGCCCUGGUUUAAGAAGCUGGCUCAGUUCAAGAUGCCUUGGACAUCUCACAAGGAUUCUUGUGAUCUGGGCAUCCAAAACCUGAGCUUCAAAGUGAGAAGUGGGCAGAUGCUGGCCAUCAUAGGGAGCUCAGGCUGUGGGAGAGCCUCUUUGCUGGACGUGAUCACCGGGAGGGACUACGGCGGCAAAAUUAAGUCAGGCCAAAUCUGGAUCAAUGGGCAGCCCAGCACGCCUCAGCUGGUGAGGAAGCAUGUGGCCCACGUGCGCCAGCACGAUCAGCUGCUCCCUAACCUAACCGUCCGUGAGACCCUGGCUUUUGUUGCCCAGCUACGCCUGCCCAGAACCUUCUCCCAGGCUCAGCGCGACGAAAGGGUGGACGACGUGAUCGCCGAGCUGCGCCUGCGCCAGUGCGCCAACACGCGUGUGGGCAACGCGUACGUGAGGGGCGUGUCGGGCGGCGAGCGGCGCAGAGUCAGCAUCGGGGUGCAGCUGCUGUGGAAUCCAGGAAUCCUCAUCCUGGAUGAGCCCACCUCCGGGCUCGACAGCUUCACGGCCCACAACCUGGUGAAAACCCUGUCCCGGCUGGCCAAAGGCAACCGGUUGGUGCUCAUCUCCCUCCACCAGCCUCGGUCGGACAUCUUCAGGCUGUUUGAUUUGGUCCUCCUGAUGACGUCCGGCAGCACCAUCUACUUCGGGGCAGCCCAGCACAUGGUGCAAUACUUCACAGCCAUCGGCCACCCCUGUCCUCGCUACAGCAACCCUGCCGACUUCUACGUGGACUUGACUAGCAUCGACAGGCAAAGCAGAGAGCAGGAAGUGGCCACCAGAGAGAAGGCUCAGUCCCUUGCGGCCUUGUUUCGAGAAAAAGUUCGUGGCUUUGAUGACUUUCUGUGGAGAGCCGAGGCAAGGGAGCUGGGUGAGGGCACUUGCCCAGAGAGCCGGGCCCUCCCCCAGGACACCGACCAGCCCCCAACUCCCAUUGAGCUGCCUGGCUCUAUGCAGCAGUUCACCAUGCUGAUCCGUCGUCAGAUUUUCAACGACUUCCGAGACCUGCCAACUCUCCUCAUCCAUGGAGCAGAGGCCUGCCUGAUGUCCCUGGUCAUCGGGUUCCUCUAUUAUGGCCACGGGGCCAUCAAGCUCUCCUUCAUGGACACAGCUGCCCUCUUGUUCAUGAUUGGAGCUCUCAUCCCUUUCAACGUAGUCUUGGAUGUCAUUGCCAAAUGUCACUCAGAGAGGGCAAUGCUUUACUAUGAACUGGAAGAUGGUCUCUACACUCCUGGUCCCUAUUUCUUUACUAAGAUUCUAGGGGAGCUUCCGGAGCAUUGCGUCUACAUCAUCAUUUAUGCGAUGCCCACCUACUGGCUGGCCAACCUGCACCCGAGCCUCGAGCCCUUUCUGCUACACUUCCUGCUCGUGUGGCUGGUGGUCUUCUGCUGUAGGAUCAUGGCGCUGGGUGCCGCCGCCCUGCUCCCCACAUUCCAUACAUCCUCCUUCUUUGGCAACGCUCUCUACAACUCCUUCUACCUCACUGGGGGCUUCAUGAUAAGCUUGGACAAUCUGUGGACAGGUAAGACCUGCUCCCCUCCCUUGCUCAAGCCUUUUGAGGCCUUCUAGGUCUGGAUGAAGCCUGCUUUCACCUGGGGAUGAGAACUCACCAUUUAGAGCCAAGUGGAGCCUGGUUUUUCUGGGAGCCAACUGUCCUGCUUGUCAAAGAAUGACUCCAUGAGAGGGUGCAGAUGGCACCUUCUAUCCCCCAGCUGAUACCUGGAGGUCACCCUUGAUUCUCUCUCACUCUCCACAUUCUCUAGUGAGUCAGAUCAGUUCUGCCUCUCACAUCUUUCUGAAAUGUCCACUUGCCUGAUCCCCCAGGCUGGCCUUAUUGUCGGGUCUCAGACCACCACAGUGGUCCCUGUGACCCUGGUCCUUCUGUGUCCCUCUUGACCCUCGCCCACGCAGAGGGCACUUUGUAAGGUUCAAAUCCAUGUCACUGCUCUUCUCAGGCCCUCUGGGGGGCUAGCUCCCUGUUGCCCCCACCUUGCUCUUCUGAAGUCCCCAGCACACUUCAUGCACUCACAUCUGAGCAUGUGUGGCUCUUCUCUGUAGGGCACUGUCUGCCCCUGCCCACAUCUCCAUGGCUGCUCUCUUCUCCAGACCAGCCAGGCUGGGCUUGUUCCUUCCUCUUGCUCCUGGCUCAGUGCGUCAUGGCAUCAGGGCAUGGACUCAAGAUUCUCAGCUCUGCCUCCAUGAAGCUGAGCCCAUGCUGGGACACCUCAUAAAUGACUCUUUGAAAUUGUUACUUAUCCAACAUGUGGGGACGCACCCUCAGCUACGUGGCCCCCUCCACUCCACCCCAUGUCCCAAGCUGUCACUCUGGCCCUUUCGGCCUCUCCCCGCCCUCCUUCCAACUCAGGGACCUUGCUUUCCUUGGGGCAGAGCCGCCAGAGCCCUGUGUUCAUGAGUCCUUCCCAGGGAGCACGUGGUCAGCCUGUGUGAGUAACAUAGCUCUCACUGU
Molecule: messenger RNA, 3904 nt
Organism: Mustela erminea (ermine)
Lineage: Eukaryota; Metazoa; Chordata; Mammalia; Carnivora; Mustelidae
Gene: ABCG8
Product: ATP binding cassette subfamily G member 8
Exons: 11
Coding region: 1207-3006 (599 amino acids)
Biological process (GO): cholesterol homeostasis
Cellular component (GO): plasma membrane
Molecular function (GO): ABC-type transporter activity; ATP binding; ATP hydrolysis activity
Source: RefSeq, a predicted model, not a curated record